GGAGCUGCACGGGCUUCGGCAUGGCGGAGGUGGACCUAGAGUCGGAUCAGAUCCGACUGAAGUGCAUCCGUAAGGAAGGUUUCUUCACCGUGCCUCCAGAACACAGGGAAGGUAGCCAGAAUUUCGACAACGUUGACAAGGAAUCGCAUGCCACACGCCGGUGGUGGAGGGACGUGCAGAGCGGACAGGAAGGCUGGGAAGAUGCCGGAGCGUUAAGGAGUUUGAGAAGCUGAACCGAAUUGGCGAGGGCACCUACGGCAUUGUGUAUCGGGCCCGGGAUACCCAGACAGAUGAAAUUGUUGCCCUGAAGAAGGUGCGGAUGGACAAAGAAAAGGAUGGCAUUCCCAUCAGCAGCCUGCGUGAGAUCACGUUGCUCUUGCGUCUCCGCCAUCCAAAUAUCGUGGAGCUGAAGGAGGUGGUGGUGGGCAACCACCUGGAGAGCAUCUUCCUGGUGAUGGGUUACUGUGAGCAAGAUCUGGCCAGCCUGUUGGAAAAUAUGCCAACACCAUUCUCCGAGGCCCAGGUUAAAUGCAUCGUGCUCCAGGUGCUCCGUGGCCUUCAGUACCUGCACAGGAACUUCAUCAUCCACAGGGACCUGAAGGUGUCCAACUUGCUCAUGACAGAUAAGGGCUGUGUAAAGACAGCGGAUUUUGGCCUGGCCCGGGCCUAUGGUGUUCCAGUAAAGCCGAUGACUCCCAAGGUUGUUACCCUCUGGUACCGAGCCCCAGAGCUGCUGCUUGGAACGACUACCCAGACUACCAGCAUUGACAUGUGGGCUGUUGGCUGCAUCCUGGCAGAGCUGCUGGCCCAUAAACCCCUUCUCCCUGGCACUUCUGAGAUCCACCAGAUCGACUUGAUUGUACAGCUGCUGGGGACACCGAGUGAGAAUAUCUGGCCGGGUUUCUCCAAGCUGCCGCUGGCCGGCCAAUACAGCUUGAGGAAACAGCCCUACAACAAUCUCAAGCACAAGUUCCCGUGGCUCUCAGAGGCCGGACUUCGUCUGCUCAAUUUCCUCUUCAUGUACGACCCUAAGAAAAGGGCAACCGCGGGGGACUGUCUGGAGAGCUCCUACUUCAAAGAGAAGCCCUUACCCUGCGAGCCGGAACUCAUGCCCACCUUUCCCCACCACCGCAAUAAGCGCGCUGCCCCAGCUGCCACUGAGGGGCAGAGCAAACGAUGCAAGCCCUGACGGUGGGUUCGGCCCAUCCCUGCACAUCCUCAUGGAU
This is a messenger RNA of Arvicola amphibius (Eurasian water vole), 1226 nucleotides long. RefSeq names its product cyclin dependent kinase 10 (gene Cdk10). The transcript has 14 exons. Gene Ontology annotation, biological process: protein phosphorylation; regulation of mitotic cell cycle. Gene Ontology annotation, molecular function: ATP binding; cyclin-dependent protein serine/threonine kinase activity. Gene Ontology annotation, cellular component: nucleus. Lineage: Eukaryota; Metazoa; Chordata; Mammalia; Rodentia; Cricetidae. Bases 320 to 1189 code for a protein of 289 amino acids. The record is from RefSeq and is a predicted model, not a curated record.